This is a messenger RNA of Coffea eugenioides, 2133 nucleotides long. RefSeq names its product mediator of RNA polymerase II transcription subunit 17. Gene Ontology annotation, molecular function: transcription coregulator activity. Gene Ontology annotation, biological process: regulation of transcription by RNA polymerase II. NCBI's taxonomy places the organism in Eukaryota, Viridiplantae, Streptophyta, Magnoliopsida, Gentianales, Rubiaceae. The coding region runs from base 18 to 2006 and encodes 662 amino acids. The transcript is spliced from 8 exons. The record is from RefSeq and is a predicted model, not a curated record. Gene Ontology annotation, cellular component: mediator complex; core mediator complex.
AGGAAGCCAUUGUGAACAUGGACGGAAACCUAGACAUUUCCAUCGACAAGCUCCCCAUCAAACGCUUAGAAGUCAUCGAAGAAAAUGGCGUCGAGCGAUUCCCUUCAGACGUAGGGCACGAGGAGAAACGAGUAGACUUGAUAAGGAGAAUAGACUUCGCGUGGGCGGUGGAGAGAGAGGAGCCUUCCAGCAAGAAGCAGAAGAAGACUACUACUAGUAAGGAAACUCACAGCUCCGGUAAUCAGCCAUGGCAGUGGCAGAGUUUAGUGGAGAAUCUACAAUUAGCUCAUCAAGAGCUCUCCGUCAUUAUCGAUCUCAUCAACACCCUGGAGGCAAACAAUGAUGUAACAGUGGCUAGCAUGACCAGGCCGAAGCAGUUGCCUAAUGAGCUUCUGUCUGACCUUGCUGUAUCUACAGCUACCAAGCUACAGUGCUUCCGGCAUCUUGGCAGAUAUUUUAAGCAAUCUGCCAAAGCACUGGAGCAGCAGGUAGCUAGAGAAGCAAGAUUCUAUGGUGCGCUGAUUAGAUUGCAGCAAAAUUGGAAAGUUAAAAGACAUCGUGCGGUUGCUGCUGCCUCUGGAAAUGAGGGGUUCUACAUUGAUUUAUUUGAUAAUUCACUAAAUGAUCCAGCAGCAGCAUUUCGUCCAUCCUCAGUGUCUACUGUUCGUGUGGAGCAUGAUUCAGCUGGAAUGCUAGCCGUGAAUUUGCCUCCAAACUCUUGCCGUACUCUUCAGUUUGAGUUUCUUGGUGCACAUUCAAGCUAUAAUGCAAGAAGAUCAAGCAGAACGAAAGUACAAACCUUUAGUGCUGAUGGUUAUGAAGAAACUAAGAAAGAACAUCUUAAUGAUGAUAAAUGUGUAAGAGAAACGCAUGCGCUCCUCCGUGAAGUUCAUCUGGCCAUUUUUAAUGAGCAGGUAUUUGAGUUGGUUAAUCGUGAAGUAUUUAACCCAUCUAUAGGUGUCAAUGUGACUGGGAUACAAGAAAACUAUUUAAGAUUAAGCAUUGGUCAAGGAGCGUCUGUAUCUGUUUCACUUGUUCCAUCUGGUCAAGAUGAUCAAACAGUCAGCAUUACAGGCACUAACAAUCUAGAAACUGCAAUUAUAUCUAUGGAAUCAUUUGAAGAAGGGAGACGCAACUUUAAGAAGUCAGCAUUUGCAAAUCAGAUUAGUUUUGAAAUAUAUUUGCAACAACUUUUUCAUGAACACGUGUUUGUGAAAGCUAAACGUAGAGCUGCAUCUUCAAGUAGAAGUCAGGUACCUGGUCAGCCAGCGAAGGACAGCUUCAAUCUUCUGGGUCACUUCUGCUUGUCUCUAGCUCACAGGAUCUUCUCAAUCAGAGUUCUCACUGAGCUGGAAAAUCUGGUGCGUGGAAUCCCAUAUGUCCAUUUAAUGUCACAUCCCACUUGGCAUUCUCGGACAUCAUCUUGGACACUCUCCAUCAAUAUUCCCCAGCCAAUUUCACUUGCAGGAAACCAGGCUCAGGUAUCUGCCCUGACCGAUAUCAAGAGCCUAAAGUCUCAGUACUGGACUAAGGUGCUUGUCAAUGAUGACUGCAUUACUGUGGAAGGGGAAGGUGCUCCUAAGGUUGUUGGUCUCUUCAAGGGGAAGUCUGAGACAAUUUCUCCUAUGAAUAGAUAUAAUUGUGACUUGGCAGAUCUUCCUUUGAUACUCCUACAGCAGGUUGCCAGCCAAGUUAUUAGCUGGCUUCACGGUGAAGCCCUUACAGUGGGUAUUAAAGCAAACAGAGACUUCCUAUCCUUGUCAUUUGAGUUGGAUCAGGGCGAACUACUCAGUCUGGUGUCACACAUAGACCCUGAAGAUGCUGAAGGGUGCAUCUCGUGGUGGUUAGUGAUGGAAGAUGGAUUCACAGAGGAACACAAACUUCGUAUGGAUAUAUCUAGUAGUGAAUCAGAAACCAGGAAGUUCUUGGGACAUUUAUCUCUGGAUGUCCUAUAUUCUACUGUGUUUGAUUUGGUUGGCCUGUGUGGUGGUGGUGGGAUGCACUGAAACUCCUUGUUAUCAUGUAAAAAUAUGGAAUCAUGGAUGAUUGAUGCACAUACUAAUGCUGUGUAUGAGUGCGUUGAUAUUUUAGUGUCUACAAAAGUAAUGUUAGUUCAUACAUUUUAUGCUGCAA